CGUCAGACCAGAGUGAUGGAGAUAUGGCCUCUGUCAUGGGAUUCUCUGGCUUUGGUAAGUGUUACUUCCAUUGGCCUUCAUAUCAACCUGAUAUCAACAACAUAGAUUCACCAUAAAUGUGUUUUAAUAGGUGAGUACAGCAUUUUCAUACAAGCCUUCCUCUCUUCACUCCAGGAAAGAAAGCCCGCACUUUUGACCUGGAUGCCAUCUUUGAGCAGACCCGAAGAACAGCAAUAGAGAGGAGUCAACAAGUAUUAGGUUAGUGACAAAUAGCUACGUGCCCUUUAACUCAGUCUUAGUGUGUAUGUGUUUUAAGUGUCUAACCUCAGCUGUGUCUCCUUCAGAGGAGAGGCAGAAAGAGGAAACUGGGGAGAGCUCCCAUACAGCCAAGGCAUCAAGCUCCAAACAGAGAGACCGAGCCCCCGCCCCUGCACCCAGGUAACACACACAAUCCCAUCCAUUCUAACUGACCAAUUACUUUCACAUGCUCCGAGUUAAAAUAACUGUGUGGGAGGGUAAUUCAAAAUAAUGCAUUGGAAUUUAGUGUUAUUAUUACAAGUAUGCGGGAUUGGCUAGAUUAUUGAAACCCAUGGGUCUCUAUUACAUACUACCCAACAGGAAGAAGGAGGAGAGCAGUAGUGGCAGCGGCAGCAGUGACUCAGAGUCAGACUCCGACUCAGAGCUCAUUGGACCCCCAGUGCCCAAACAGCUGACUGGUCAGGAGGAUGAUGAGGACUUAGUGGGGCCACCACUACCACCAGGGUAUAGAGGAAGCACAGCAGACGAUGAAGAUGAUGAUGAUGAGGAUAUGCAGGAUGAUGAAGAUGAUGUAAGUGUUUCCACUUAUGACACAAGGAAACAUUUUACAGUAGAUUUGCAUGAGGCUAAAAACAUCUGCUCCCAUACUGAUGCUAAACCUUUACAUAAGUACAUACAUUUCUGUCUGCAACAAUAAACAAUUUACAUAAGCAGGCAAAAUUUGUUCGUAAUGAUGAUCUUUAUACAUUUCAGUCUGCAACACUGAUAUUUCUUUACAGUCCUGAAGCCACAUAUUUAUUUACGUGGUGUGUUCUUACUAUGUUAUACCACUGGAGGCCAUCACAGUCUUAGCAUUUCCUGAGACUUGCUUUAUCAUUCCAUUUUACACAAUAAUGACUUGUGAGUCAACCCAGUGCAAUCUAGGUGUACUGCUUGGGAAAGCAAGAGUUGGCUUUCUCACACCACCUCCUGAUAAACCAUAAUAAAAAGCCAUCAUUUUAAAGUAUGUAGGCCACCGAAAUGGGCCGCACAAAGACAGAUGGUUUUCUCCUUAAAAAAGUGUUCUCUCUCAUCUCCCCCUCUCUCUCUCUCUGAGUAGUAAAUGUCUCUUCGCUGUGUGUAUGUUAUGGGUGAUAUAGGCCAGACACCCAGUGUUCUCAGGGCAGGUGUGAUUUGAGGCUGCCGUGGGACUAUGUGAUGGAUGGUGGCUUGUGACAGGUCAGCCUCUGGUAAUAACAUGGCCCUCUGGCCAAACGCAGCCCUCCCAUUGGGUGUAGGUGUAGCUAGUGGACCCUGCUGUAACCAGCCUGUAACAUAUCACACAGCCCAUUAAAGCUGAAAUAUUGUGUAUGACAGAGUGCCAGGCAGCCCACUCCACCUUCAACCACAACCACACAUGUAUGACAGGCAACUUCCUGUCCCUCUCACUCUCUCAGAAUCCAGUGAAGAAGAUUCCAGACACUCAUGAGAUUACUCUGCAGCAUGGCUCCAAAACAGUAAGUAUUUUCCAACUUUCCUCUCUAUAACCCCCAUCUAUAUUUAUUAACUGCGAUUUUAUAGAACCUUUCCAACAUGGAUUCCAAACUGCGCAUUGUUACUCACUGCACUCAUGAGCACGUUUAAAUAUAGCACCAAUUAAUUAGCAUAUUUCCCUCCUAGGACUCAUUAACACUAGAACUGCCUGGUACCCGCUAGAGAACAUUACCGGGCGUCUCCUUUAGCAUAUGCAUCAGAUGCAUAUCAACCUGCAAGGUGCAGCAAACAUGAGCACCAACACUUGAUAAAUAGUGCAUAAACUAUUACGGCGUAGAUCAGCUUUAAUAUUGCAAAUAGAUUGUGGCUUCCAUCAUUGUAAUUGUUUGCAUCAUUUCCAAUCCCCCAUAUAUAUACACUGCUCAAAAAAAUAAAGGGAACACUAAAAUAACACAUCCUAGAUCUGAAUGAAUGAAAUAAUCUUAUUAAAUACUUUUUUCUUUACAUAGUUGAAUGUGCUGACAACAAAAUCACACAAAAAUGAUCAAUGGAAAUCAAAUGUAUCAACCCAUGGAGGUCUGGAUUUGGAGUCACCCUCAAAAUUAAAGUGGAAAACCACACUACAGGCUGAUCCAACUUUGAUGUAAUGUCCUUAAAACAAGUCAAAAUGAGGCUCAGUAGUGUGUGUGGCCUCCACGUGCCUGUAUGACCUCCCUACAACGCCUGGGCAUGCUCCUGAUGAGGUGGCGGAUGGUCUCCUGAGGGAUCUCCUCCCAGACCUGGACUAAAGCAUCCGCCAACUCCUGGACAGUCUGUGGUGCAACGUGGCGUUGGUGGAUGGAGCGAGACAUGAUGUCCCAGAUGUGCUCAAUUGGAUUCAGGUCUGGGGAACGGGUGGGCCAGUCCAUAGCAUCAAUGCCUUCCUCUUGCAGGAAUUGCUGACACACUCCAGCCACAUGAGGUCUAGCAUUGUCUUGCAUUAGGAGGAACCCAGGGCCAACCGCACCAGCAUAUGGUCUCACAAGGUGUCUGAGGAUCUCAUCUCGGUACCUAAUGGCAGUCAGGCUACCUCUGGCGAGCACAUGGAGGGCUGUGCGGCCCCCCAAAGAAAUGCCACCCCACACCAUGACUGACCCACCGCCAAACCGGUCAUGCUGGAGGAUGUUGCAGGCAGCAGAACGUUCUCCAUGGUAUCUCCAGACUCUGUCACGUCUGUCACAUGUGCUCAGUGUGAACCUGCUUUCAUCUGUGAAGAACACAGGGCGCCAGUGGCGAAUUUGCCAAUCUUGGUGUUCUCUGGCAAAUGCCAAACGUCCUACACGGUGUUGGGCUGUAAGCACAACCCCCACCUGUGGACGACUGGCCCUCAUACCACCCUCAUGGAGUCUGUUUCUGACCGUUUGAGCAGACACAUGCACAUUUGUGGCCUGCUGGAGGUCAUUUUGCAGGGCUCUGGCAGUGCUCCUCCUGCUCCUCCUUGCACAAAGGCGGAGGUAGCAGUCCUGCUGCUGGGUUGUUGCCCUCCUACGGCCUCCUCCACGUCUCCUGAUGUACUGGCCUGUCUCCUGGUAGCGCCUCCAUGCUCUGGACACUACGCUGACAGACACAGCAAACCUUCUUGCCACAGCUCGCAUUGAUGUGCCAUCCUGGAUGAGCUGCACUACCUGAGCCACUUGUGUGGGUUGUAGACUCCGUCUCAUGCUACCACUAGAGUGAAAGCACCGCCAGCAUUCAAAAGUGACCAAAACAUCAGCCAGGAAGCAUAGGAACUGAGAAGUGGUCUGUGGUCACCACCUGCAAAACCAGUCCUUUAUUGGGGGUGUCUUGCUAAUUGCCUAUAAUUUCCACCUGUUGUCUAUUCCAUUUGCACAACAGCAUGUGAAAUGUAUUGUCAAUCAGUGUUGCUUCCUAAGUGGACAGUUUGAUUUCACAGAAGUGUGAUUGACUUGGAGUUACAUUGUGUUGUUUAAGUGUUCCCUUUAUUUUUUUGAGCAGUGUAUAUUUUAUAUAUAUACUAUUAUAACAUUAACAACUAUUAUAAAUGAUUAAUUUCAUGAAGAAAUAUUUGUGGAAAUAUAGCAAUAAAAAAAUAAAAAACACACAAUAGUCAUUUGUUUAGAGUCAAGGAUAUGUUUUGUAUAAUUCUACAAUGUCCUAGAAAAAACAUAGGCCUAUAGCCUUAUUUUGUGUCCCUUCCAAUAAAAACAUUACAGUAUAAUCCAUUUGAUCAACUUUAUUUGUAGAUUUGAUUAGUAAUAGAGUAAUUAAUAAAGUCCAGUCACAGCUUCUUUUGACGAAGUAGAAACGAAAAAUAUAAUUUAACCAGCCGGGUGCACAGGUGAAAUUAUUUGCUGUAUUCCUAAACAAAAGCACAAGUGCAUGAACAAUUGUAAAGGAUCAGUUGCAUAAAUACAUGUAAUCCUGUCUAUAGGCUAAGUCUUAUUAUGUGUGAAAUUAGUUUAGGUGAAGUUUAGGUGUAGUUUCGAUGGGCCGGCUGUGCAGGCUGACUAGCAUCGUUCGAUUGUGUCCCAUGUGCACUAAGCUGGCUGGUAAGGAGGUGUGCUGUUAGCUUAGCAGCAACUAGGUGUUAGUUAAGUGUGUAUUUUUUCCCUGGCAGGUGAAGUAACCUCUGUUUGCUCCCUCCCUCCUCAGGUGUCGGCCUUGGCAUUGGACCCCUCUGGAGCCCGUCUGGUCACCGGGGGAUACGACUUUGACGUGCGCUUCUGGGACUUUGCUGGGAUGGAUGCAGCUCUGAAUUCCUUCAGAACAAUACAGCCCUGCGAAUGGUGUGUCCACCACCUAGACUAGAACGUACACAUGCCUAUCAAACAGGGUGCAUUGGGUGUGUAACCCAUUAGGGCGUUCACCCACGCAGCCAUCGCCAUCAAUAAACAAGGAAUAUUGGCCAAAUUAGCCAUUUUUACAUGUCCUAAAAAACUGCCUAUGAUAAAAACAAUAUUCCUUGUUUUCGAUGUGUAGCAUAUGCAAAACUUUAGCCUGUUUUAUUGGUUUUUACUUUCCUAAAACAAUAGUUGUCCACAUCACGGUUCAGCUGCCGGAGAUUUGAGCGAUAAAUGCAUCAGGGCAUUGCAUGCAUAUGCCUAUAGGCUUAGGUGUCCACUGUAUGAUAUUAAUAUAAAGAGAAUAUACAGUACCAGUCAAAAGUUUGGACACACCUACUCAUUCAAGGGUUUUUCUUUAUUUUUACUAUUUUCUACAUUGUAGAAUUAUAGUGAAGACAUCAAAACUAUGAAAUAACGCAUAUGGAAUCAUGUAGUAACCAAAAAAGUAUUAAACAAAUCAAAAUAUAUUUGAGAUUCUUCAAAUAGCCACCCUUUGCCUUGAUGACAGCUUUGCACACUCUUGGCAUUCUCUCAACCAGCUUCACCUGGAAUGCUUCUCCAACAGUCUUGAAGGAGAUCCCACAUAUGCUGAGCACUUGUUGGCUGCUUUUCCUUCACUCUUCUGUCCGACUCAUUCCAAACCAUCCCACUUGGGUUGAGGUCGGGGGAUUGUGGAGGCCAGGUCAUCUGAUGCAGCACUCCAUCACUCUCUAUCUUGGUAAAAUAGCCCUUACACAGCCUGGAGGUGUGUUGGAUCAUUGUCCUUGCCAGAUAGGCUACUGCAUCUGCUAUACAGAUAUAGGUGUACAAAAGGAUAUAUAUAUAAUAUUUAUUUUACAACAGGCCUACUUAUAACCUAUCUUAAACUAAAUAUUGGGCACACAAUUAUAAAGACAGAUCAAACUUAAUUUAGCCAACCAAAAUGUCUCAACAGAAUGAAACAAAACACAUUUAGCAUAUUUAAGGAGCUGGUUUAGAUUAAUAAAUAGGCCUACAAUAAUAACAAUGAUACACAAUAAUAAUGAUAAUAUUGAUUAUAAAUAUGAAAUAAGAAAUAAGUAAAUUGCUUCCUACCUGAAUAGCGAGUUGCACAGUAGCCUGCAUAUGGCCGCGCCAACAUUCUUCUCAUCUUUGUCCACUACAAUAUUAAAAUGUAUGCCCUUGUAGGCUUUUCACUAUGGGGGUGGAAUUCCGACCCGAGUUAAGCGCACGUAAAUGGAACGUAAUUCCCUUUCUAUGCACUUUUCUCUGUGUAUUCUGACCUGGAACUUAAGCAUAAGAAGAGCAUGUUAUUCACCAGCUAUUCGUUUGGGGUGGAGAUCGAAUAAAUGAAGGUGUGGUGGAGGUGUGUCUACAGAUACACCAUAUUCUGACCUUGACUUAAUUCCACCACCUUUACACGCGAGGAAACCAUUAAUAAAGUCUAGUGAACCUACCGGUUCCAAGUGGAAAAAACAUUUUUUGAAGAUAGAAAAAACACCAUUCUCCAUGCACUUUCAUUUACACUGAGUAAAAUACCCCUUUUUCCCUCAGAACAGCCUCAAUUCGUCGGGGCAUGGACUCUACAAGGUGUCAAGCAUUCCAUAGGGACCGUCAAUAGGCCUAAUACCCACACAUAUUCAACUGCCAAUUUACUGUUAGUUCCCUUCAGUUGGUAUAGCCUACAUUAUCAUUCCAUUUAAUUACAUGUUGUUUCGUUUACUUUCAUUUACUUCCUCAGUAAACGCCGUCACGGCCGUGUGAUUGUUGAUGAGGAUCAUUAGUUUAAAAACAUUGAGGGUGAUUAAAUCGUUAUGUAGCGGAGCGCAGACCAAGCCGUAACAGUUUGAACCCGACGCAUGGCGCAAUAAUUAAUUGGCCGUGUCAUCAAACCGUUCCAUGGUUAGUGCAGGAAAUAGACGAGGAUGUUGCCUACUAUUGUAUGCUAUUCUCCCUAUUAUAAAUCUAUGUACACUAAUCUUCCAACAUUACCAUGAGUUCAAGAACUGAAUGUGGCAAUUUUCCAUAUUAUGGUCCAUAUUAUCAGUUAUGCUAUUAGCAAUGAGCAUUAUCACCUGUAGCCCAACUGAUGCACCAUAGGCAACCCCAUGAUUCAGCCUAUCUGCAUUUACCUUAUUGGGCUAAUCAUUAGUUAGAUCCCAAAUGUAAUCUUUUAACUAGUUAGCAUCCUAAUGAUGAAUUUUAUGUCCCAAAAAACGUGCAUUAACACAGUGAAUAUAAUGUAGGCCUACUUGUUUAGGUAACUUGGGGUAACCUGCCACCCGUGGUAACACGCCCCCUGCCUGUACUUAUCAAAGAAACCACUUCAUGUCACCAAUUUCCCCCCCAACACUUUCCCUGGUUGCCACUACAUUUGUUCAACUAAAAAUGUAAUCUGUCUCAUCACAAUUUUUUAAGUCACUCCAACCCCCAACUUACCCUACAAUUGACCCGUAUUACAUAUAGCCCCACUCUCCCCUAUGCAGAGCUGUUUGGUGCUUAACCAUGACAAUGCUAAAAACUCUGAGUUUAAAAUGGUGCAGUUCGCACAUAUUUAGGAGUUGAUAAAUAAAUAAAGUAGGAAUGGAAAGCUGGGAUCACCCUCUUUUUAACAAAGGCCAUUAAAACUGCUGUUUUCCCAGUGAUUGCAGGAAUUGUUGUGCAUUGACCGCAUGUCAGAAUGCACGUUUCUCUCCCUAUGGCACUCGUAACUUAAAUGCGCCUCGAGAAGGAAUAUUUAUCUUGCAUAGAACACACAACAACAAAUUACUAAGUAAAUAGGUUAGCUAUUCUACUAUGGGGUUGUCAGAUUUUUCUAUUCAUUACUCGUUUUGUUUACAGAGGUAAAGUAAAUGUGGGCUGUUCUAGCAUCUUCAAAGUGCGCCUCUACAGAUAUUUUUUCAUGUUCCAUAUUUUUGGGCCAUGGCGGCAAUGAUUGUGCCGUGGCACAGCGGCACAGUUAAAUGACUGCAGCAGAAACACUGUUCCAAUAUUUCAUCGAUUGAACUUGACAUAUGGCAGCUUUCAGGAUCAAUCAAAGCACUGUAUUUUUUAUUCAGCAAUAUAUUUAGUGCGUAAAGGCUCUCUAAACCUGUUUUUUAUAAUUCAUAAAUACUUUCCUAACCCUAAAUAAUCUACAAGGUCAGAGUAUUUUUAAAUCUACCAAUUGGUGCUGAAACGGAGACAGAAAUGCAUAUAUUUUGAUGUCUUUCAUUGAUACCUAAUAUUCUAAACCCGUUCUUUCGAUAUAUUCUAGAGAGUCUGUAGACAGAAUUCGAAACUAAAAGUUACACCGUAUUUAAAGGGAUGGCUUAAGAUGAGAGCACGCAAGGUAGCCACACCUGUAUUACACGACUGAAUACCAAAUACUGAGAAGUGUGUAGGAAAGGCUUACAUUUCCUAAGUCUGAAUUGGCCCCUAUAGGCGUACUCUGACUCUAACUUUCGUUUUUAUUGGGGUCCGAUACGUCACGAAAAAUACAUUACAGACAAAAGACUUAACAAGUAGUGUAUGUGUGCAUCUAUCAGUAGCACAUACAUGUCAGUACAUACACACAACAAGUAGGUCACGAGUAGGUCGCAAUCAACAGUAGCCCAAGGCUCCUCUCUCUCUCUCUCUCUCUCCACCGCAGCAGGCACAUGCACGUAAGGCAGCGAGCAAGGAGUGAGAGAAUGGUGCUGUAGAGCGAAAUCGGGAUGUAUGAUAUGCACCCACGGACAAUUUGUCUGGCAACAAUUGUAUUUAUCGGCUUUUAAUUUAAUUUAUUGGCCAAAAACCGGCAAUUGCCGGCUAAGGAAACCUUGCUAUCAAAAUGCUCCUACACAUGCACAAACAUGUUGUUGUAUUGCUUCAGCGAACUUCAUGUUAACUGUAGUACCUCAUGUCAGAGGAAUGGAUCUUCUCUCUUUAUUUAAAUGGACUAACCUAAAUACUGUAUACUCGGAUGCAGAUGAGAGAAGAGCUUUUGUAUGUGUUUGUGUACAUGUGUAUAACUGUGUGUAUUUAAUGGUCAUUUCGUGGAACCCAUCAAUGAAUACAUUCUCUCAGGGGUUUUGAGAACCAAUGGGCUGAGCUGGAGCGGGCUUUCCCUGAAUCUUAUUAGCAGAACUCUAUGGCACAUUUAGCCUGAUUACAGAGCCAUCCAAUAGUCUCUGCGGUCACUGACACACUAGGCCAUAUUUGGAGAGCCGUGUGAAGCCCAAUGUUCCUCCAUCGACCUGCAGGGCACACUAGUGUUAAAAACUAGGGGUUAUUUCUCCUUAAUGAGGAACCUUGAUUGGUUCAGUGUUAUUGACUCUUCCUUUAAAGGACAUCUAGUGAUGGCUAUCUGUGCUCCAGCCCCUGGAGAUAGGAACAGAAAUAACCCAAUUUUAUUUCACAAUGGUCCCCACUCCCCGCACGAACCCUGGCUGGCCCCUCUACCCCCUGCGGUGUUAAUGCAGUUUGAUAUUGACCUGAAUUGCUAUCUGCACUUUGGGAGAGUGGUAAUGUGUGUGUGUUUGACACGUAUGGUGUGUGUGUGUGCAUGGGGGUAGGAGGUAACAGUAGGGGGUAAGUAACAGUUCAGAGCAUAGAUUGGUAUUGUGAAUGGGUUGCUGGUGUAGCAAAUCCCAAUCUUUGGGCUCAUAUUUGAACCUCUCCACUCUCCUUUUCUUGCUGGAAAGAAGAAACCCAACGAUGUGUAGUGCAGCCAAGGCUAGGCUCAGUGUGUUCUAUUCUUCUGUCCCAGUCUAAUGGACUUUUCAUUGUGUUGAGUCUGAGGAACAAGACAGAGAGAGGCCCAGACCUAGACAUAUCCACUGUCUGUCUGUCUGGUCCAAGUCAAAUGGACCAAUCAUCUGACUGUUUCCGCUAACUCUCUGUGAUGUGUGUUGUCACGGUCCCUAUGGUAACAGGAGCCUAGUGGUUAGUUUUGUUUAAAACUUCUUCAGGAUUAAAAGCUGUUAUAUAACAACGCUGCAGCUCUGAUGUUGUACACAUUCAGACCUAGCAGAUGUCUCUCACCAAUUCAACAGAAACACCUACAAAGACAUUUACUGCACGUAUUUCAUGAAUGACCAAUGGUAGCCACAGGAAUGAUAAGUAAAAAAGCUUUGCCUUUCUCAUCCUCUCCCUUUGUGUUCCUUCUCAGCCACCAGAUCAGGUCCCUGCAAUACAGCAUCACUGGUGAUGUCAUCCUGGUGGUCUCUGGGAAUGCCCAGGCCAAGGUGUUGGACCGAGACGGGUUCCCGGUCAUGGAGUGUCCCAAGGGAGACCAGUACAUUGUGGACAUGGCUAACACC
This is a messenger RNA of Coregonus sp. 'balchen', 9835 nucleotides long. NCBI's taxonomy places the organism in Eukaryota, Metazoa, Chordata, Actinopteri, Salmoniformes, Salmonidae. The record is from the annotation of a GenBank genome assembly.